ACUUGCUGUCCCUGAUCCCCUAGUCUGCCUCAGGGGUCUUAAGCUGACUAGCAUCCAGUGCUUCCCUCAUUAUAGCCCUUAUUAAACACUGUGAUUCAACCACCUAUCUGUAUCUUUUACUGAUCUCACUAAAAUAAAUGUCAGCUUGAAAACUUUUUUCACAUGGUUCACUGGCUCUCCACGGAAACAGCAGAGGUCCCAGUAUGGUCUUGUGUGACUCUGAACUAGCUUUCUUUGGAAUGUCCAAUCCCAACCCUGACCCCAACAUGACAACAUAAAGUGGCCCUCUCUGUCAUAAGCCUGUAACUGGGCUUGCUACACAAUCAGACUCCUUAUGUCUUCCCUGAGUGUGACAUUCUGUUCAGUGAAAACACGUGCCUACUUGUGGUUACUGCCUCUUCUCACUACUACCACCAUACGCAGAGCCUGAACUUUAGAGGAAACAAACAGUGCACCCAUUUUCAAUAAUCUGUUAAAACAUGGUGGGUUAUUAUACAGUCCUAGGAGUACAGAGAUAUGCUUCACCCGAGGACAUUAAAAAGGCUUAUCAUAAAGUAGCACUUAAAUGGCACCCUGAUAAAAAUCCACAAAAUAAAGGCAAAAGAAAAUUCAAAGAAGUAGCUGAGGCAUAGGAAGUAUUAUGAAAUGAUGAAAAGCAGGACAUUUACGAUAUGUAUGGAAAGGAAUUAAAUGGCAGAGGUGGAAGUGAUUCUGAUGAUGAUGAUUAUGGCUUCACAUUCUGUAAGCCUGAUGAUGUCUUUAAAGAAAUGUUUGGUGAGGACACAUUUUUAUUUCACUUCUUUGAAGACUCGCUUGAAGAUCUUUUAAAUACUCUAAGAGGCUUGCAUGGAAACAAAGGUGCAGGAUCCUUUUACUUUACUUCCAGUGAACAUUCACCCCUGGAGACAUUUUCUUCAGUUGAUACAGGAUAUACUUCUUACGGUUCACUGGGGCAUGAAGGCCUUAUUUCAUUCUCUUCCUUGGCAUUUGAUGAUACUAAGGUGGACAAUUACAUUGUUAUAACCUCAGGCAAAGCUGUUAAUGACAGAAAUAUUAAUUCAAACAAAAAUAUUGAGAAUGAUCAAAAAAGAGAAGUCAAAGGCCUUGAGUUAAAAUUUCUCCUUGAAAAUGAUAUGAGAGACAAAGGGGACUUUGCAGAAGUAUACAGCUGGAGAAAACAUUCAUUCAAUGAUUAUUUAAAUUCCCACAGCUCCAAGCAUGUGUCCCAAUAUACUUUUAUAGAAAAUGAUGAGCAAGUUAUACUUUGGAUUCCUAGCAAUUGAGAUCCCUGUAUUUUCUCAGCAGGAUUCAAAGGCGGUAAGAGGAAAAAAAAGCAGCACAAAGAGGUACAGAAGUCAGUCCAAAGGAAUUGCUAAACUGACUCUUCAGACAUAUUAUAACAUUUGAACAUGAUUCUGUAUAUUUUGGUUAAACACAGUUUUUGUAGAUAAUACUUAUUUAAUACUACCUAAAGGUAUAUCUUCAACAUUUUAAGCAAGUU
Molecule: messenger RNA, 1501 nt
Organism: Cavia porcellus (domestic guinea pig)
Lineage: Eukaryota; Metazoa; Chordata; Mammalia; Rodentia; Caviidae
Gene: Dnajb7
Product: DnaJ heat shock protein family (Hsp40) member B7
Molecular function (GO): Hsp70 protein binding
Source: RefSeq, a predicted model, not a curated record